This is a messenger RNA of Fusarium sp. VM40, 3498 nucleotides long. The record is from the annotation of a GenBank genome assembly. Lineage: Eukaryota; Fungi; Ascomycota; Sordariomycetes; Hypocreales; Nectriaceae.
AUGGCCGAUUUUAGGCAAUGGGCUCUUGAGUUUGUUCUUGCCGAUGACGAGGGGCAACAAACGGCGAUAGCUCAGAAAGCUGCCAACGAAAUUCAAACUGCGCCUGCCAACACCAACCCUGUGGCACGAUGGGUUGAGGCUGUGCAACCGUGGAUGCCAGGCAGUGGUAACGAGGCCGAGAAUGAGACACCAGACUGGACUGCGAGAUCUAAAGCACUUGAGUUUCUAUCCAGAACCUUGGAUUUCUUAAGCAAGGAUGUUCUGAAGCCUAGUCAAGUCAAACUACUUGUCAGUUUCUUCGGAGCAAUGUUCGAGGUUGACCAUAAAGCUGGCAUCUUACCUUCUGCGACCGCUCUAUCCAGAAUAGUCGCUAUGAAGUCCUUCCAACGUCACAUGGGGCACGACAUUAUCCAGAAGAUUUGCUCUCUAAAGGACGACUUCCCACGUCAAGUUUCCAAAACUCGACUUGAGAUCUACGAGCUUAUUCGAUUACUCAUGACGACCCCUGGUGUAUCAAGCGACCUGCAGAACACACACGGCUCAUCUGCUGGCUUCAUGCUCGACUUGAUACAACUCUGCCGAAGCGAGCGAGACCCUGAAUGUUUGAUGGUGUGGUUUGACAUUUUGAGAUUGUUCAUGGCGGAGUAUACAGUCUCACAAGAUGUCUUGGAGGAAGCUUACGGCGUCUUUAAGCCAUAUUUCCCUAUUUCACUUCCGAGGGCAUCUCAGGUUUCCAUCACUCCUGAAGAGUUGAAGCUACAGCUACGAAAAUGCUUUUCGGCCAACCACUUAUUAGCAGAUAAAGUCUUCACAUUCCUGUUAGGUAAGCUGGAUCAGGGUGAUGCUGUAACUGUUAACGUCAAGAUCGACAUUCUCAAAACUGUGCAAGCCUGUCUUGAUACAUACAGCCAUCCUCAGAAAUCAAUUGCUCCCUAUGCCAAUCAAAUCUGGGGCAGCUUAAAGUACGAGGUACGGAAUGGAGAAAUCGAAGAUACUAUCUGGGGUACCUUGGAAGUCCUUAAGUCUCUCACGCGAAGGCUCACAGGGGAUAACCUCCGCGAUUACACACUCUCUGUUACUCGAGACUGCGUCCCUGAUCUUGCCACAAGCAUGUACGCCGCGUCUGCUGGUCGACUCGUGGUUAGUGUCUUGAGCUCUAAGCCAAGCGCAUUCGUCUUGAUGGCCGCCCCUGUUCUCACGCAUAUCAAGGAGAACCUACGACAUCCAAAGGCGCCUGUACAUAGUCAGGACCUUCUCAAAGUCUUACACGUCAUUUUGGAAACCCGACUCCUACUUGCCGACUCGGAUAUGUCCGCCGAGGAGCGAGAGGAUUUUGCUGCCAUUGACAGCUUCUUCAAGUCUCUUUACGUGGAUGUUUACAAAAACACAGUCAAGCUUGGCUCUAAAACUGAUGCUUCGUAUGAUGAUAUCAAGGUAGCUUCUCAAGCCGUCCAGGGUGCUGGAGCCUUGGUGUGUCAAAGACCUGCCAAAUCAUCAGAUUUGUCGAGUAAUGGUGCGAGCGCUACAUCCGCACGAUUACUCCCUGAAGACAUAUGCUCAGAAAUUUGCGAAUCUCUUUUCGUUAUCCUUCAGAAAUCAUGCCCAGGGCAUCCGCGAUCACUUGGAGGCGAUGAACUGAUUAAUGAUACCGCCAAGGCACUCCAACGAGCUGUUCGCUUGUUUCCCCAUGGCUUCAACGGCCUAGUUGAUGAGAGCAUGAACAUCAUUCGCUCUAGUCGUCAGAACUCUGAAGCAGCGGAAGCAUCAGAGACAGUGACAACUCUCGGUGGGCUUAUCGGAUUUAUUGGUUCUUCAGAAUUGCCCUCCUCGCCUAGAAGUGGGUUUGAUCACUUUUACUACUCCGCAAGGGCUUUAUCAUCAGAAUUGUUUGAUGCUAUUGAGGCGAAGUCAGACUCUCAGAUCUGGUGUGCUUUGAUAGCUACCAUUCAAUCUAUAGCUCGAUAUUUUAACGAUGCCUGUCUGGCAACGGACCCAGACAAAAACCCCACCUUGGAGGAUGAACCUCUUCAAAAGAUUGGUGCUACGUACACAGAUUUAAACCAGCUUGGCAAUGAGAAGCAGGCUGGGGGGUCCUCUCUCGAAUACCGUAGCCGAGUUUCUCAGACAGCAUCGGUUGCUGAGAUCAGGAACGAAUUCCUCCUGGUAACCCUAUUUAUUUGCAAGCAACUUUACCGCCGUGCAACUAAGGUUAUCGAGACACACCCCCAAACAGGCCAACAGGCUCUCAGUCUAAGUGAUGACUUUGCCAACAUUGAUCAAGCCUCUGGACAUCAGUAUCUUCAUCUCAUCUCGACACUAGCAGGUUUCGUUAUCCACGAAUUCAAUGAGUCCCAGCAAACGUUACUUAAAGCGGAACGUUUUGCGAUUACCCUUUUCCGGGACGAUUCCGUUACUAUCCCUCAGGAAACAACCAAGGAGCAAACCGUGUUGGAGAAUAGCUCGUCUUGGAGCUGGCUAUCAUCAGAAGCACCCAAUGUCCUAUCUCUAGGUAUACUGCAGGCUUUGCAGCCGUCAGCAGUAGCACGCCUGUUUGACAACGGAGUUGCUCAGGAGUUGAUCCUCAGCGGAUUCGCCGCAGAUACAAACUUCAGCAGACCAGUGACUCUUUCAAUCCUCACUAUUCUGGCCAAUAAGUACAAAAUCGAGACUCUGCCAAAUCUUAUAGCAGCACUUGAACAACGCACUGCAAACUUGCUAUCGGCAUCUGAAACCGGAAAUGAUGGUCUACGUUUAGAACAAAUCACUUCUAUCUAUGCCCUUGUUGCAGGAAUGGUGAGGCGAUACAGCGGCAAGGAAGCCAAGGCACUACUUGAUUUUGUUAAGCAGUCGCCAAAGGAUGCUGAGCUUGGUUCUGAACUCGCUCGUCGGCUUGAAAUGGCCGUGGCCCCUCAGCAACCACUGAGCAAAGAAAACUACGCUGUCGUCAAGCCUCUCUGGACACAAAAGGUCUACUUCCAACUCGCGAGCCCAAUGCUACAGGCCGCUACGGGAAAGGACGCCAAUGUUCAGGACCAGCAAGUCAAGGCGCGCUACAGCACCGCUGUCUUACUCAUGGUAAAACAUAUGGGCUUCCCUAUCUACGAGGCGGAUGCAGACGAUAUCCUCCGAAUCUCCAUUGCUGUUGCGCAAAAUAGCGGCAUUGGCCCUGAGACAAAGGCAGCCCUGGACGUGAUUAAGAAUACACUUGCAGAAGCCUCCGAGAAGGGCAAAGGUCACAUCCGAAGCAUCAUCAAGAUCUGUAGCAGCGUCUUCUCACAUAGGGCCCCUUCCGCGACUGACGACAUAGAGACAGAGGGUGCUUGUGGAAAGCUUGCGCUGGAGAUCGUGGGAAGUCUGCCUCCCACGUACGACUCACAGCACUUGAUACCACAUGCGCCCCAGGUACAGAGGCAAUUAACACUGGUUUGUGGACAUAGAGUCCGAGAAGUGAGAAAGACAGCGCGGCUGGCUAGAGCGGCCUGGGCUGAUCUCAAGUGA